Messenger RNA from Nanorana parkeri, 4352 nucleotides. It is a transcript of the gene FANCA, whose product is annotated as Fanconi anemia complementation group A. The record is from RefSeq and is a predicted model, not a curated record. The transcript has 43 exons. Lineage: Eukaryota; Metazoa; Chordata; Amphibia; Anura; Dicroglossidae. Gene Ontology annotation, cellular component: Fanconi anaemia nuclear complex. Bases 30 to 4352 code for a protein of 1440 amino acids. Gene Ontology annotation, biological process: interstrand cross-link repair.
UGUGGUCUUCUCCUCUGCAUCUGGCAGCGAUGUCGUCCGUGCCUGGCUCUACACCGGGUAGUUUGAGGAGGAGUCUGGCGGAGCUGCUCGCCAGCAGGACCAGAAAGCCAGACAGAAAAGCUGAACACAGCAGUAAAAGGAUCCAGGAGGCGGCUGUGUAUUUGCUGAGCUGUCAUCAGGAUGUGAAUCAAUUUCUGCUGGAGAUACAGGAUCCUCCUUGUAAGAAAGUUUGUGAUGGUGAAAACUCAGAUUCCAAACAUCCUCCGAAAUCUGCCCUACUUCCAGCAUCAUUUAUUGGUUCCACCUUAAGAGAUCAGGCGUUACAUCUGGGCAUACCAGCUGAUGUACUUGGUGCAAGAGCAGCUGUCUCUAACAUCCAGCAGAUCUGCCCUAAUGUAGGAAACAACACGGAGGAAGUAUGGCUCAGCCAAGACCAGCGAGACAGGUUGACAGCUUUUCUGAAGACACUGAAAGUGCUGAUGGCAGAAAAUUGUUUCAGAUGCUCCGUUUUCUUAAAGGAGAUGUGGGAGCAACCGCGCCCACCAGUGUUAGAAGUCGUGUGGCACCUACACAGUAUGGACAUAGUGGAUAUAGAGGACAUACUAGAGAGUUGUACAGACAUGAGCUGUGCUGUGGCUUGGUUCUGCACGGAAAUGCGGGCGCUGUGUCUUCACAUGGAAAAUUCAUCUGUUGAUCAUGAGUAUGUGGAACAGAUCAUAUCUAACCUGUUGGCUGUGCUGAUUGGAAGAGCUUUUUGUCAGUCGUAUUCCUCUGUAAAGAAUCCAGAACAGUCCAAAAUGACCAAGAUCUCGCUCUCCAUCCUGGAUGCAAUGCUUUCAUGGCUCCUUGAUGCAGUUGUAGAAGCAGGAAGUGGUCAGUCAUACAAGCCAGGAGUUGAACGACAUUGGUUAAUUGCCUAUAAAGUCUCCAGAUACAGAGCCCAUGUGAUUCCAGAAUCUCUAGAGGAAUUCUUUCUCCACACGCUCAGUCAGACGCUUACCUAUAAGCCGAAGCUGAAAGUUUCUGACGCCAUCCGAUUUCAGGGGAACUGGAGCUUUGUAAAAACAUGCCCGUUGUUGAUGGAUUUGUACCGAAAGUUGUUUGUGCUGCUGAAUGCUGAAAAGCUGACUUCACAUGUACAGAGCAUUUUGGAUACACAGGAGGUCAAUUGGCAUCAUGUUUUAUCUUUUUUUUCCUGCCUUGUCAUCUGCCAAUCUGAGGCUCAGCAUCUGGUGAAAGAUCUCUUAAACCGUCUCCUGUCUCAGGCCUUUGAGACCUAUGAACUGGAGUAUCUCAUCACUGCUUUCCUCAUUGCUCGCCAAGCUGCUCUUGAAGGUCCUGCCGCAUUUAUGUCCUACACGGAGUGGUUCAAGGGCACGUUCGGUUCUCCCAGCUCCCAUCAGAGCACCAGCAAAAAGUCUUUAGUCUUCCUGUUGAAGUUUCUUUCUGACUUGGUUCCAUUUGAAACACCACAAUACUUAAAGGUCCAUAUCCUACAUUCACCAUUCGUUCCCACAAAAUUCCGCCCUUUGCUGAUGGAAUAUAUUACACUGGCCAAGACCCAGCUUGCAGAUAUGAAGGUUUCUAUUGAAGAUAUGGGCUUGUAUGAGGACCUGUCUGUUGGAUCAGAUAAAGAUCAGCCACAGCCUCAGGCACAACAGGACGUGGAGAAGGCUCUAAAGAUAUUUGAGAAUACUGGCAAGAUACCAGCUAGUUUAAUGGAAGCCAGCAUUUUCCGGAGGCCAUACUUUACAUCGCGCUUCCUGCCUGCACUCCUCACCCCCAGAGUGCUGCCGAAGGUUCCAGAUUCACUCAUGUUACUCAUUGAUGCAUUGAAACGAGCCGAUAAGAUUCCUGCAAACAUGCUCAGCUCGUAUCUAGAUGCCUGUGAACUACAGAAGCAUCGGAAGUUGGAAGGCAAUGAGAAGAUGGAUGUGUCAUUGAAUGAGGAGCCCAUGGCGAGGUUACAGGCAGCACUUUGGGAGCUGAGACCAUAUGUCAUGGAAGGCAAGCGAUAUGAUGAGGUCUCAUCCCAGGUGGCUGUGAUUUCGGAUAGGCUGACGGCAGUGAUGGGAUCUGGUAGUACAAACACCAUUUCUGUGAUCUCAGAGCCACUUUUUUCUUGUAGAAUUGAAGAGCUGGAGCCACAGGAACUGACGGUGUCUGACUUACUCCUCACAUCCUUUUGCCAUUGUGUCAUGGCAGCCUCCAGUACAAAUCCACCUGAUCGCCAGGGACCAUGGCCAACCCUAUAUGUGAAGAUGCUGUUUGGGCAUCGUAGGGCCCUUUUUGCUUUGCUGACCAGGAUCUUGCAGCUCUUGUGUCAUCAGGCUCCACUUCUGAAAGACGCCCAUGUAGUAGGACUUGCUGCUUUCUCAGUCCAUUUACAUGAGUGUCGAAAGUCCCUGGAGUCCCCAAGUUCUGAUGCCCCCUCAUUGGACAAGUUCUGGGAAGCUCUGCUAAAACUGCAAUGUUCAGGUUCUUUUCCUUUAGUUCUCAGGUUCUGUACAGGGGCCAUUUCCUAUGCGUGCUGCAGGUUCUCGCCCAUUUCCCCAGAUGCAUCCUCCGACUCUUUCCCUCCACUGUUCAUGCGCAAGAUACAGCACCUUCUGCCCAGACUGGUCCUGGAAACAAGGAGGGAAGGCAUGGUAGAGGAAGAGAUGGACACCACGGUUGUUUUCAGUGCCCUGUCCCUUCCUUCCCCAGAAUGGAAAGAAGCUGCACUUUCUCUAUGGCGCCAGACAUGUGUGCAGGAACUUUUUAAAAAGGAUUUAUUCCAGCUUUCAUUCAGGGACUGGCUGCUGUGGGAGAUGUCUCUAAAUCCUGACGUAGAUCCUCUGUCUGACAUGGAGAGGCAGGACUACCAGCGAUGGGCAGUCAAACAGUUUUUUCUCCCCAAAUCCUCUGCUAUUGGUGGAUGUGGAAACAAUUUGGAAAAGGCCUGUUCAACAAUAGUUGAUGCCGUCUUAGAUUUUAGCGCUGGUUGUGACCUUGGUCCUGGAAGUCAUCCAUCUCAUGGCCGCACAGGCCUCAAUGGCAUCCUUAGCCGUUUACAGGUAGGUCUGCAAUCCAGCCAGAGCUUGUCAUCAGUUACAAAGUUAGAGUUGGUCUGCGACUUCUUGAGUCACUCGGGAAAAAACAUUCAAGGUAAUUUCCUUCUUGAUGUGUUCCAUCGCAAGUUAACAAAGGAUUCAGACAGCCUGGAGAUAGGAGCCCAACUCAGAAGACAAUGCAAACUCACCAUGUGCUGCAGGAUUGUCCUGGGACUGCCCUCUUCAUUGCUGGUGACACCAUACUCUGACAGAGGCCUUACUACACUCAAAGCGGAUGACUUCUUUCAGUUUGUCAGCAAGCAUUUGAAAAAUAUCAGUCCGCGAGGAUACGCCCUACCGUACGACCUCACUGCUCACUUCUUCAGGGGGUUGUUGAGCUCCAGUGCUCAGUGUGAAGAUCCUGAAGAAGCGGUGAAUUCUGUUCUCACUACUGCUUAUGCACACUGCCCCAUCAUGAUGACCUCCGCUGCGCUGUGGUGGCCCCAGCUGGAUGCAGCCAUCAAGUGUCAGUGGAACUGCCUGUAUGAAGUUGACUUGCCCAAGGAAAUUGAAACGUUGAAGCAAAUGCAAGCUGAUGUGGACAGGUUUCUCUCUCGUGGAUCGGCUCUGCCCCUCACCGACACCAUCUGGCUCUCAGCCGCCUUCCUCCAUUUCACCGUAAGAAGGAACAAAGUGCCAAAGAAGAGACUUCCAGAACUACUUGGUAGUUUCAGCUCAAAGUCUGUGCAGCUGUUGGAUUGUUUACUGUUCUUCUCCAUCGUGGAUCUGAUCCCUCUGACACUGAAGGGGGGAGCUGAACACAAGGUGGCACUAGAACAUUGUAUACAAACCAUCCAGUGUGUGGAGGAGAGGGGAGGGAGCUGGCUUACCACUUGUCAGCUAAAACCAGAAAAACAUAAGUGUCACCUCCAUCAGUCCGUCUCUGAAGAGUUUCUGAAGUUGCUCCCCCUGGCGUUCUUCAGUUUAGCGGAGUGUCUUCCUGUGGAAAGUCUGGCCAAGCAGCAGAACUUUCUACCCAUUUCGCUAGAGAUGUAUACUCAGCUCUUCCAACUCUUUCUGGAUGGUAGCCCUCUUCUCGAUCCCCUGCAGACAGAUCCGCAAACCGUCUUCAGCAAGGGGCGCAAGUUCCUACUUGGCUGCAUUCUGAAGGGCCAACAGACUAGCGCUGUGUUCAGGAGUCGCCUGCCGCAGAUUGUUGGCUCCUGGGAGGAGAAGGACCCCGAGCUGGCUGGCUUGCUUCAGAAUUUACUACACUGCAUGGAGGAUGACUGUAUGUACGACGAGCCCGAUCUAUUUUAA